This is a messenger RNA of Scleropages formosus (Asian bonytongue), 1446 nucleotides long. RefSeq names its product gamma-aminobutyric acid receptor subunit pi-like. Gene Ontology annotation, cellular component: membrane. The coding region runs from base 73 to 1446 and encodes 457 amino acids. The transcript is spliced from 10 exons. NCBI's taxonomy places the organism in Eukaryota, Metazoa, Chordata, Actinopteri, Osteoglossiformes, Osteoglossidae. The record is from RefSeq and is a predicted model, not a curated record. Gene Ontology annotation, molecular function: extracellular ligand-gated monoatomic ion channel activity; transmembrane signaling receptor activity. Gene Ontology annotation, biological process: monoatomic ion transmembrane transport.
UUACAGGAGGAUGUUUGAAAUGAAGCAAAGUUGAGUUUGUACGACACCGCAUACAGUUAUGCAACAUUACACAUGAUCUCAGCAAGAAACCCACAAGAGAUGUCUCUGCUGAAGGCCGGAGGAGCUGUACUUUACAUCCUUCUCAUCAGCAGGAUGAUGGAGGACUCCGUUUGCUCUGCUGAGGUGAAGGAGGGAGAAGUUCUUCCCCCCACCAUACAGAAGCUGAUGAAGGGUUACAACAAGUACUUGAGACCUUUCUUCGAGAAUGGUCCAGUCACUGUGGGGAUGAGCUUGGACAUCGCGAGCAUUGACACCAUCUCAGAAAUUAACAUGGACUACACUGCCACUAUAUUCCUAAGGCAGCGCUGGACAGAUGAGCGCCUGUGUUUCAAUGGGAAUAAGAGUUUAAGUUUAGAUGGUCGACUGGUGGAGCUGCUUUGGGUGCCUGAUACCUUCAUAGUGGACUCCAAGAGAUCUUUUCUUCAUGACAUCACAGUGGAGAACCGCCUCAUUCGCAUAUUCCCCAACGGAACGGUCCUCUACGCGCUCAGGAUCACCACAACUGUGGCCUGCAACAUGGACCUCACCAAGUACCCUAUGGACAAGCAGACCUGCACCUUGCAGCUGGAGAGCUGGGGCUACAAUGUGAACGACGUGAUGUUUCACUGGACUCGGGGUAAUGAGUCGGUCAGCGGUCUGGACACACUUCAGCUUGCCCAGUACACCCUGGAAGACUACUACACAUCUGAGUCCGAAGCUGUUUAUGAAACAGGUAACUAUCCCAAACUAAUCUUCCACUUCAAGCUGAAGAGAAGCAUCCUCUACUUCAUUUUGGAGACAUAUGUCCCCUCCAGUGCUCUGGUGGUGCUUUCCUGGGUGUCCUUUUGGAUCAGCUUGUCUUCAGUUCCUGCUCGUAUCUGCAUAGGAGUGACCACAGUUCUGACCAUGACGACGCUAAUGAUGGGCGCUCGCACCUCCCUCCCUAAUGCCAACUGCUUCAUCAAGGCCAUCGACGUCUACUUGGGCAUCUGCUUCAGUUUCAUCUUCGGGGCUCUGAUUGAGUACGCAGUGGCGCACUUCUGCACACUGCACCAGCCUCAUUCCUCCAGUGCGCUCACGUUUGGUCAGGAGAUGCGGGACUGGGAGGAGGAGAUCAAUGGCAACGUUGCUCCGAUGGGAAGACGCUCCAGCGUGGUCAAACAUAGGGAGCCUCUGACACCCAGCUGCACAUCUCGAGACCAGAGAACAGCGCCCCCAGCGGACAUCCCCAGAAAGACGCUGGACGACUGCGUGCGGUGUGUGUCCCUCCUCAAGAGGACGCUCCGCUUUCUGAACUGCUGUCAUGUGGAGAACCCCCAUUACAUAGACAACUACUCACGCAUGACCUUCCCCCUGUCCUUCAUCAUGGUCAACCUGCUGUACUGGAUCUACUACCUGUACUUCUAA